Molecule: messenger RNA, 1414 nt
Organism: Anguilla rostrata (American eel)
Lineage: Eukaryota; Metazoa; Chordata; Actinopteri; Anguilliformes; Anguillidae
Product: major histocompatibility complex class I-related gene protein-like
Exons: 5
Coding region: 112-1158 (348 amino acids)
Biological process (GO): immune response
Cellular component (GO): external side of plasma membrane
Source: RefSeq, a predicted model, not a curated record
CUAUAGUUCCUCCUACUCUCGCUGCAACGGUGUGGUGUAAAGAUUUCUCAAGGCUAUUCAUUGAUAACUAAUGGUCCAGGGUGGAUAUAGUUUUUGAAGUUGUGUUGUAAAAUGUUUCGCAUAUUUAGCAUUUUAUUGUUUUCGGACAUUGUUUGGCGCACUGUGGCAGUUCCUCACUCCCUUCUGGGUACCUACACUGCAGUGAAUUCUGAUGAGUUCACUUUUGUCCUGUGGCUUGAUGGCGAAGAAGUCGACUCCUACAGUAGCAAUGGCACGGACAGCGUGCCCCGUAGAAAUUGGAUGCGUGAAGGACGAGGCCGUUCUCUGUGGAAGUCUGUCAAACGCCUUAAUAUGGAGCAGUGGAACAGAGGCAGAAUUGACAUCUUAAAAAAUUACUCCAGACUUAACAUGUCUGGUGCUGCCGUCCUGCAGGGGAGGUUUGGCUGUGAGAUCGAGCAAAACCCUGACUCUGAUGUAAGACUUACGAAGGCCUUUGCUCAGUACGGAUGGAAUGGAGAAGACUUCCUGUCCUUCAGCCUCAGCAGGCUUCAGUGGGUGGCUUCAGCAGGAUCUGCUGUCCCCAUGAAGAAGAAUUGGAACAGGGACCAGGACAUCACCAUGGAUACUAAGAACUACAUAGAUUACAUCUGUGUGAUGCAUCUGUUAAACAGUUUGUCUUUUGAAGCAAAGGAGAGCCAGAUGACAGCUCAGCCCAUGGCUGCAGUAUUCGCUAAGAGAUCCCUGAACCCUGGGAAGGUUAUUCUGACCUGCCUAGUUUCAGGAUUUCACUGCAGAGACACGACGGUGGAGCUUUAUCGGGAUGAUGACAUCAUCACUGAAGAAGACUGCUUUUUGUCCUCUGGGAUCAGACCAAACGGGGAUGGGACCUGCCAGCUGAGAAAGAGUUUGGACAUCUCUAACAGCACUGAGGCAUCGUAUAGCUGUGAAGUCCCGUUCGGAAGUCUUAAACGACGGGUCAAAUGGGAUGGGAAAAUAUGGGACCGAGCUCAACCAAAACAAGACAAUGACACUCGACAUCACUACUGGUUACUUAUGGCAGCACUUGUGUUGGUCAUUGGUUUAUCACCUGUGUUUUUCAUUUGGAUCUUGAGGCACAGAUUGCUCACACAGGUAAGAAACAGGAGAAAUUCACCAUGAAUUAUGUCCCUAAAGGAGCACUCCUAGCAUCUUAUCUUGUCUCUUACAUUGAGGGAUACCUCAACGAAUUCAUCAGGAUUCAGGGUAGCAAAUCAACACCUGCUAUAUGAAAAAUGCAAGGAAUCUUUUGAUGUGUAGUGCAGCACUCUGUUCCCUCAUUGAAAUCUAAUUAGGAGUGUAGCACAGUGGGUAAGGAACUGGGCUUGGAACCGAAAGGUCGCAGGUUCGAUUCCCGGGUAAGGACACUGCCGUUGUA